Molecule: messenger RNA, 2793 nt
Organism: Sporisorium graminicola
Lineage: Eukaryota; Fungi; Basidiomycota; Ustilaginomycetes; Ustilaginales; Ustilaginaceae
Exons: 1
Coding region: 1-2793 (930 amino acids)
Biological process (GO): signal transduction
Cellular component (GO): cytoplasm; nucleotide-activated protein kinase complex; nucleus
Molecular function (GO): protein kinase binding
Source: RefSeq, a predicted model, not a curated record
AUGGGCAACACCAAUUCAACCCCCGUUAAAGCGGAGGACACUUUCGAUGCAGGCUCUGCAGGUUCUACCAUUGAUCCCACCUUCAAGCGCUACCACAGCCAUCAAUCCGGGUAUGCGUCCCCCGCAAGUGGGGCUUCCGGCGCUCCUGCUUCAUCCAACCCAUCGCGGCACACUUCCGAUCGAGCAGCGUCCGGAUCAAGGCUGGGUAGAACCGCCUCCUUGUUUGGUCGUGCCAGCAGUCACGAUGGUGCCUCUACUCCUCAGCGCAAUCGUUCUCGCAGCGGAAGCCUCACCGGGUUUCUGGCCACACAGCGAAGAGACUCUGCAACUUCCGCCAUGAUCGGUGAUCCGUCCUCCACUGUCGAGGAAGGUCUCGAACCGAGCUCAGAUGCUGCACUUUCUGCAACUUCCAAGUCCCCUUUGGGCCAAGAUCCGUCUAAUGCCUUCGCCAGCUACGAGAUUACCAAUCCUGCCGGCACUUCAAGCAUUGAGACCUCCAUUCGAGCCAAUCCUCGCACGCGUCGACUCACCGAAGGUCUCACUAUCCCUACAUCUCCAGGCGGCUUCGAUCCCCGCCACUAUGUCUCGCCUCAUCCAAGUCCUUCCGUUGCAACGCAAGCACGCUAUGCUGCAGGCUUGCCCAGCCAUCACGCCGGCGUCGGUGUCUCGAGCGGUUUGCGUGUCUCUUCAACAGGAAUCGAGGUCACUACUGUGCCUACCGGUGCAUUCCGAGGCUCCGAACCUCAGCAGGUGCCUAGCGCCACAGCUCGAGCACCCACUCGUCAUCCCCUGUUUGGCGUUGGCGGAGCCAACAUGUUUCCCAACGUUGGCAACAGCCUUGGCACGAAUCCAGCCGCUUCCCCGCCCAUUGGCGGGUCAAGUCCCGUGCUCUCCUCACAACCCUUAAAUGUGGGUGAUGCCGGGGACGAGCCCGAAAAUUCGCAGCGCAUGCCUACUGCACUCCCAUCCUAUCUGAAGAUUCCAACGGCGAUUCCUAGCUCUCACGUCUCUCCCAGUUCCCCGCCAACCAGCGUCUACUCGCAGCAUUCGGAUCGUUUCCGUACUUCUUCUGAGCGCCAACGUUCCCCUUCACCGUCACUUGUGCUUCCUCUCGACGAUGCACGCCCAGGCCAUGUCGUCGCAGGCGCAGGCGCUGCUGUGGCAGUGCUCAACACCGAGGAUGUCGUGAUACCUCCCGGUGACGCAAGCAAAGCUAGCUCGCCGAUCGACGGUCGAGGAACCUUUUUCGCAAUGUCCAAGGAGGGCGCGAAGAACGAGAUCGGGCCUUCUGACACAAGUGUAUACGAGGCGCGAGCGGCUGGAACCGACGUGACCGAUCUGCCAUCGAAUCCGGCGCAAGGCAAACCUGAUUCUACCGCAGAUGCAGCCUCUACUGCUGCAAGUGCUCAGACAGACGACACUGAACGCGAAUCCAGGACUAUGGAACGCGCUCCUCAAGCUUCGACAGAAGACGCCGACGCCGCUGCUAUGCGGACCUCUCGCACGCCCACACCCACACCUUCGGGCUACGGGCCACGUGCUUUGACUCCCACCAGGCAGGGCGGGGCGAGCGGGCUCCGUUCGCUCUCGCCAGUUGCAGGACCUACCACUUCGAUAGGACCGCCCCUCCAACCCAUCUCCACCAAGCGCUCCCACGUCGACGUGCAAACAGGAGGCGAGAGUGGGUACAACACGCCUCUUCUACCGCCUGGUCUCACAUCCGCUCCACCGAGCGCAUCUGUGCCUGGCGUCACUCCGCUCUCUCAGGUCUCUUCCCCAGCAGCCAGCGACCGUACUCGCCCAUCAGCCGCACCACGCACGUCAUCUGCGGCGGGAAGUGCGUCAACUGCCAGCCAACCCACCACGCCCGUCAGCGCAAGAGCUAGUGCGAGUGCCGGUCAACAUCACGAUCACCAAACGCAUCGAACACAAACACAGGCAGGACACCAACAGUCUCCCUUGAUGCCGAUUGUGCUGACAUGGCGUGCGGGUGGACGCGAAGUGUUUGUCACCGGUACGUUUGCCAACGAGUGGAGAUCCAAAAUCUUGCUGCACAAGUCCAAGCGUGACCACACCUGCGUGCUCCACCUGCCGCCUGGCACGCAUCGGCUCAAGUUCAUCGUGGAUGACCGAUGGCGUGUUUCGCGCGACUUGCCCACCGCGACCGAUGGUGACGGAAACCUGGUCAACUAUGUCGAGAUCCCCAAUGUCGGACCGGCGCAUCCAGGACCGCUGAGUGCGCCCGGCGAGGAUUUGCCUGGCGCAGAUGCUGACAAUGGACGAAGCGAGCGCAACUCCAAGAUUGAAUCGAAAAAGACGACGAUGAAUCUGAUCGAGGAGGCGAGAAAGGCAGAAGCUAUGCGUUUUGGCUUGGAUGAUUUGUUUGACGACGACGGAAAGGAUCAGGAAGAGACGUGGACCUCGGAGAUCCCUACGGCGCUUAUCGAGGCGCAAGAGGCGGAAGAGGCUCAGCGCGAGGCGGAAGAGAGUGGUGAGGCCCCUGCUCAUGGAAAGCAUGGGAGCGAUGGACAAGGCGCUCCGCUUCCGAACCCACCUGCGUUGCCACGACAGCUGGAGAAGGUGAUUCUCAACUCUUCGCCGGCCAAUCCGAGCAACGGCACGACUACGGGCAGUACCGUCGACGAUAACAGCAUCUUGCCCGCUCCCAACCACGUGGUGCUCAACCACCUCACGGCGAGCAGCAUCAAGGGCGGAGUGUUGGCGGUCGGCACCACGACCAGGUAUAAGAGGAAGUACGUGACGACGGUUUACUAUCGUCCGGUGCAGGUGUGA